AUGGACCACUAUACCAAUGACAUGACCUGCACUGACUGCAUUGGUUUUGCGGCCAGUGUCGCUAAUCUCGAGCAUGCCCUCGCACUCACCAAGAUCGAAAUGAAACGCCGAGAACUAAAGAGCACGGCACCUUUUCAGUUCGAAAAGAAGGACAUGAGAAUCAUGAAACUAGAGUCUUACGUCCAUCAAGCUCAAGAAGCAGAGAUCAAGGCUGCUGAGGCUGCAUACGAAGAAUGCAAACGACAUCUCGAUAUUCUGAGAGACCUUGACUGUAAGAGUCUUGAGGCGAAGAUCGAAAAGUGUGCCAAACUUGAGAGGGAUCUUUAUGUUACAUGGCGGCGAGUAGAGGAGGCUAAGAAAAGGCAAUUGGAAUAUCUGGUAAACUUCCGCUAUGCAGAGGAUGACUGA
Messenger RNA from Fusarium oxysporum Fo47, 408 nucleotides. RefSeq lists its product as uncharacterized. The coding region runs from base 1 to 408 and encodes 135 amino acids. The record is from RefSeq and is a predicted model, not a curated record. The transcript has a single exon. NCBI's taxonomy places the organism in Eukaryota, Fungi, Ascomycota, Sordariomycetes, Hypocreales, Nectriaceae.